Molecule: messenger RNA, 2277 nt
Organism: Lachancea dasiensis
Lineage: Eukaryota; Fungi; Ascomycota; Saccharomycetes; Saccharomycetales; Saccharomycetaceae
Source: the annotation of a GenBank genome assembly
AUGGCUGCUUCCAACAGUUCGAAACAGUUGAAGACUAAGGCUGAGUCCAAAAAUGGCAAAACAGCAGCAGUUUCGGCCAGCUCCUACCAGUACUUGGGCCAAAGCUGGCUUUUGAAGCCAUUGCCUGAUAAAGCUGCUACGUAUACAACAUUGCAGUGGAUUGUAACUCUAGUAGCAUUUUUCGUUCGUUUCAGAGAACUCUCCUACCCGCGCGAGGUGGUGUUUGACGAGGUUCAUUUUGGGAAGUUCGCAUCAUACUACCUUGAGAGAACCUUUUUUUUUGAUGUUCAUCCACCAUUUGCCAAGAUGCUGAUCGCUCUUGUCGGGUGGAUUGUAGGGUACAGGGGUGCCUUCAAGUUCGAUGACAUUGGGCUGAGUUACGACAGCAAUCCUGCUCCAUUUGUGGCCUACAGAUCACUGAGCGCCAUUUUGGGAACGCUCACCGUGCCACUAGUUUUCAAUACACUGAAAGAACUCAAUAUGAGAGCCGUCACCUGUCUCUUAGGUGCUCUGCUCAUUGCCGUUGACUGUGCUCAUGUCAUCGAUUCACGCUUAAUUCUCCUGGAUGCUACUCUGAUAAUUGCCGUGGCUUCGUCGUUUUACUGCUACGUUCGCUUUUACAAAGCGCAAUUGAAAGCCCCGUUCUCUUCACACUGGUAUACGUGGCUCUACGCUACUGGGGUCUCAUUGUCGUUCGUGAUGUCUACGAAAUAUGUUGGUUUGUUAACUUACGCGUCGAUUGGCGCUGGGGUGGCCGCGAACUUGUGGCAGCUCUUGGAUGCUAGAGCAGGGUUGUCUAUAAGACAGUUUGCUAAGCAUGUUGUGCAAAGACUCAAUGGGCUGAUUUUUGCUCCCUUUGUCAUCUAUUUGUUCUGGUUUUACAUCCAUUUCGCAAUUUUAACUGGGUCCGGGCCGGGGGAUGACUUCAUGUCACCAAAGUUUCAAGAAACCUUGACCGAUUCUCCACUCGCGAAAGAAGCUCGACAAGUCAAUUAUUUUGACAUUAUCAGUGUGAAGCACAAAAACACCAAUGCAUUCUUACAUUCACACUCAGAACGCUACCCUCUUCGCUACGAUGAUGGCCGUAUCUCAUCAAAUGGCCAGCAGGUGACCGGUUACUCUCACGAUGAUGUCAACAAUCAGUGGGAAAUUUUGCCCGUUAAGGAGCUACCUUCCCAACUUGGACAACCUGUGCACUUGAAUGACAUUGUUAGACUAAGACACAUUGUCACCGGAACUUUCUUGUUAGCCCAUGAUGUUGCUUCUCCACUUUACCCAACAAAUGAAGAAGUCACUACGGUAGGUGAAGAGCAAGCGAACGGAGAGAAUUACCAUGAAACGUUAUUCCGCCUUGAAGCGGUAAACAAGGGUGAAAGCGAACAAAUCUUAAAAUCGAAAGCUUCUUUGUUCAGAAUCAUUCAUACCGAUACCACUGUCGCCCUAUGGACUCACAAUGACGUUUUCCUUCCGGAUUGGGGGUUCAGCCAACAGGAGGUCAAUGGUAACAAAAAAAUUGUGGAUCCCGAGAAUUCGUGGAUGAUAGACACUAUUCUUAACAUCGACGAAGCCCGUAAGGUCUAUAUUCCUAAGCCAGUGAGAAAACUUUCUUUUUUUGCUAAGUGGUCUGAACUACAGAGACUCAUGUUUGAACACAACAAUAAGCUAUCAUCUGAGCACCCCUUCGCUUCAAGCCCCGAAUCAUGGCCCGGCUCGCUGUCUGGUGUAUCAUUCUGGACAAAAGAUCAGGAUCGGAAACAAAUUUAUUUCAUUGGUAACUUAAUUGGGUGGUGGUUCCAAGUUGUCUCAAUGGCACUGUUUUGUGGUGUUGUUGCUGCUGAUUUGGUUGCCAGAAGACGUGGAUUGCAUCCGCUCAACAAGCUGGCCAGGGAAAAAUUGUAUGGCCCCCUGUCAUUUUUAUUUGUUGGGUGGUUGUGCCACUAUCUCCCAUUCUUCUUGAUGGGUAGACAAAAAUUCUUGCAUCACUACUUACCUGCCCAUUUGAUCGCAUCAAUAUUCUCAGCUGCCCUCUGGGAACUCAUUUUCACCGAAAACAAAUCCUUGGACCUCGAAAAAGAUGAAGAGAAUCCAAAUGUCCCCCAUGACCCAAACCCACAUCUCAACUUGAUCCCAUUGUCCGUCUUUAUACUUGCACUUUCUGUAGCCUUGAUUUGGUGUUUCAUCUUUUUUGCUCCUAUUGUCUACGGUAAUGUUGGAUUGAGCGUUGCCGAGGUCAAGAGCAGAGAGUUUUUCAACAUGAAGCUUCAUUUCUCCAAAUGA